AUAAGAGCCGGGCAAUAGUCACCUGCGCCACAGUCCUCGCGGAGAGUCGCCGCGGUUUCCUGCUUCAACAGUGCUUGGACGGAACCCGGCGCUCGUCCCCCGCUCCGGCCGGCCGCUCAGAGCCAGCCCUCGCCACCACCUCACAGCGCUCUCCGACCGCCCCAAGGUCCCCGCCGCCGUUACAGCGCCGCGCAGCCACCGCCGCCGCUUCACCUCAGCCGCCCGCCAUGACGACCGCGUCUCCCUCGCAGGUGCGCCAGAACUACCACCAGGACUCGGAGGCCGCCAUCAACCGCCAGAUCAACCUGGAGCUCUACGCCUCCUACGUCUACCUGUCCAUGUCGUACUAUUUUGACCGCGAUGAUGUGGCUUUGAAGAACUUCGCCAAAUACUUUCUUCACCAAUCUUGUGAGGAGAGGGAACAUGCUGAGAAACUGAUGAAACUGCAGAACCAACGGGGUGGCCGAAUCUUCCUUCAGGAUAUCAAGAAACCAGACCGCGAUGACUGGGAGAAUGGGCUGAAUGCAAUGGAAUGUGCACUACACUUGGAAAAAAGUGUGAAUCAGUCACUACUGGAACUGCACAAACUGGCCACUGAGAAAAAUGACCCCCACUUGUGUGACUUCCUUGAGACUCAUUAUCUGAACGAGCAGGUGAAAUCCAUUAAAGAAUUGGGUGACCACGUCACCAACUUGCGCACGAUGGGGGCCCCCGAAUCUGGCAUGGCACAGUAUCUCUUUGACAAGCACACCCUGGGAAAUAGUGAUAACGAGAGCUAAGCCUUAGGCCGGCUUCCCGUAGCCACAGGGGUGACUUUCCUGGUCACCAGGGCAGUGCAUGCACGUUUGGGUUACCUUUACCUUUUCUGUAAGUUGUACCAAAACAUCUACAAGUCCUUUCCUUAGUACCAUUCCUUCAAAUAAAGUGAUUUGGUACCCA
Physeter macrocephalus (sperm whale) is the source of this 939-nucleotide messenger RNA. RefSeq names its product ferritin heavy chain 1 (gene FTH1). Gene Ontology annotation, biological process: iron ion transport; intracellular iron ion homeostasis. Gene Ontology annotation, cellular component: cytoplasm. The record is from RefSeq and is a predicted model, not a curated record. Lineage: Eukaryota; Metazoa; Chordata; Mammalia; Artiodactyla; Physeteridae. The transcript is spliced from 4 exons. Gene Ontology annotation, molecular function: ferrous iron binding; ferric iron binding. Bases 228 to 779 code for a protein of 183 amino acids.